GCCAAAGUAAACUCUUGUUUUUUCAUUCAGUCUGCUCUCACAUUUUGAUAUCAAAUUAUUAAUUUUAUUCGAUAUGUUUUGCAGUUUGUUUUCAUUCUAUAUCUAUAUUCUAUAACAUCAGAGGUUAACCAUGGCCAAUUCCGGAAUACCAGUUUCCGCUGAGACAAAAGCAAUAUUGGCUAAAAUGUUUCUUCUAAGAAAAAAGAAGGUUAUGCCUGCAUGUCUGUUUGCCAUUCGUCCCGAUAAAGACAACGACAAGUUAAACAUCAUUGAACCAGUUGAAGACAGCUUCAGAGAACAUGUACCGAAAAAUGCACUUGCUGUUUAUAAAGAAAAAUAUUUCAAGAAAGAUGAAUGCUGUUACAUGCUUUACUAUGCUUUAAUUGGAGUCUCUGGUAUACAAGCAAAUGAAACGCCCAUUUUAAUACAUUGGUGUCCGGAUGCUUGCAAGAUCAAACUCAAAAUGUUGUCUGCAAGUUCUUUACAUAGCAUGAAGCAGGCUGCAUCAACUGCUGAGAUUGGUGGUGUUCAGACUAUACAUUUUAGUAGUUUGGCCGAAGUUAAUGUGAAUGGUUUAUCUGGCUUGAAAUGCAUUCCUACAGGUGCACGAGUAACAUUAUUGGAUGGAAUGAGAGUAAAAAAAAAUAAAACAGGUUACUGUCCCGAGGAUGGCGAAGAAGUUGACGAUGGAAACGAGGCUUUUUGUAAGGGCAGAUAAAUAUUGUUCGUUAUACCGUUGAACAUGUACAUAUUGUCCCGUUUGUCGCACAAUUCAGAUAUAGACUAAUUUUAUUUACAGCUGUGAUGUGAAAAUUCCAAAUCGAAUUUGCGCGUGUGGGGCUGUGCUGACUACCUAUAACGAAUGUAUAAAUUGCCACUCUCACCCAUGUUGAAUGCACCUUCAACUUUUACUGAUUGUCAAUCUUUCUUUUCCCCACGAAUCAUUUGUUUCUUUUAUAAUUUACUGGGAUUGUUUAUUUGUAAAACAUGCAAUUGGGUGUUUUAAAUACUCAAUUAUGAAUAUCGCAUAUAUAUUAUCAAUUUUAGAGAUCAAUGGACAACAUUCCUAUUGUCACGCGUCUUUGAAGCCUAAUUCGUUAAAAUCAAAGUUUUGCUAAUAGUGAUAAUGUCAAUGAGUGGCCCUUUAUCUCAAAGAGGAACACCUUCCUGUAGGCAAAGUGGCAAACUGUAGCCUGAAUGACAAGCUUCAAUAUUUUAAAAAGAUUGGAAUAAAUCCCUUCAAUAUUAACGUAAUUGCCUGUUUCGUACGACACUGGCUGAUUUUCUGAUCAAGCAGAAUUUACUAUUAUGUUUAAUUUUCUUUUGAUUUAAUAUCAUUCUUUGUGAUUCGUUGUUCCUUCUUAUUUUGUUUCUUUGUAUUGUGCGAUAUGUUUUAUUUGGAUUGAACAAUAAUGUUUCAUUUUUAUUUAAGUCAGUCCUGGUGUGUAAUCCUUGUAUUUGAAAGUUGAG
Molecule: messenger RNA, 1470 nt
Organism: Styela clava
Lineage: Eukaryota; Metazoa; Chordata; Ascidiacea; Stolidobranchia; Styelidae
Source: RefSeq, a predicted model, not a curated record